UCUCUCUCCCCAUCCUUCAGACGACGCUAUGAUACGUUGCUGUGUACAUCACCACUUGUGAUAUAUUGCUCGCAUUCUCAUCCUCAACCUGCUUUCCUCUCUCUCCUCUUCUCCUCACCCUCGUCAUCAAAUAUCUUCACCAUGUCUCAACAAUACUCCUACCACCAAGCACCCGCAGCACCGCACCGCCUGCCCGCCAACCACGGCACCAGCAGCGCCUUCUCCCCCUCCGCCAACCCCGACGAAGACUGGACCCAGAUCUCCGACCUCGCUGAGCGUCGCCGCAUCCAAAACCGCAUCGCCCAACGCAACUACCGCAAAAAGCUCAAGCGCCGCCUCGAAGACCUCGAACGCCGCGCCGGUUCCUCCUCCGCCUCCCCCCCACAAUCCCACACCGAGCUCAAGCCCUCCAAACCCACCACCACAAACAUGCACAAGACGCCCUCCUCAUCCUCGUGGAACCGCCCAACCAAGCUCUCACCGCGCGCCACAUACCAAAGUUCACACCAAUACACCCCCCGGCUCCAACCGGCUGACGAUCUCUUCCCCCUCGACCGUGCCGCCUCCCACACCCCCCCUGUCUUCAGCUACGCCCCCUACCCCGCCCCAGACGAGUCCUCCUUCUACCCCUCCUACGCCCGCACCCCAUACUCCACAACAGGAGGUUACGAGUACGCGGCGCCACCACGCCCGUCGUUCGAGCCGAAGCGGAAUGACGAGGAGCUCAACGCCUUCGGGCGGGACUGGAUAUCCAGCACGCUUAUGACGACCCGCUUGUGAGCCCGCGUCAGCCUGAUCUGCGGCUGGGCGCUUGACUGACGACAAUUUCAGACGCCGCCGCUUGGGGAGGGGUUUGAGUUUGAGGUUGAGAAGCCUCACACCAACGGCUCCUCUGCCGAGAUAACUUGCUGGCUGGCUGGUGGGUGUAACGAACGCACUUUUAUGACGAACGGGAAUGGGAAAUCGGUGUAUGCGAUUUUAUUGACCUCUGGAGCGGUGUUUGGUAGAUGGAAACGAGCGUGGGUUAUGCAGCGGCUGGUACUGGGAGCAUUUCGGGCAACAAACAAACUGUUGGGAUAGGGAUGGAAUACCCACUCGGUGUUUCGGCGCCGAAAUUGGCUGCUUUUUUUAUUAUUUAUGGAAUAUUCUGUCCUACUCUGCUGUUAUUUGUUCGUUCUGUGUGUGUGUGUGUGUUUGGGUGG
Pseudogymnoascus destructans is the source of this 1202-nucleotide messenger RNA. RefSeq lists its product as uncharacterized. The coding region runs from base 142 to 780 and encodes 212 amino acids. Gene Ontology annotation, biological process: regulation of DNA-templated transcription. The transcript is spliced from 2 exons. The record is from RefSeq and is a predicted model, not a curated record. Gene Ontology annotation, molecular function: DNA-binding transcription factor activity. NCBI's taxonomy places the organism in Eukaryota, Fungi, Ascomycota, Leotiomycetes, Thelebolales, Thelebolaceae.